AUGCCUAAAAUUAGCCGAGAAAAGGAUAGGAAAGUUCUCAUUUUCACUCCUGAUGUUGACCGCGAAACAGUCAUAUCAGCUAAGUUGGCUGCCGCUUUUACUUACUUUAUGGCGAUUAAUCUUAUUCUUUCCUUAUCACUAGUUAUUUAUUUUUUAGCGGCUACUAAUCUGGGAGUAGUUGCUACAAGAAGGCGGUUCUUUCUUGAUAAAGAAUAUCCUGAAGAUGGAAAAUGUUUAGGAGAGAUUGAUGAAGAUAAUAAAGAUAUCAGUAAUUGCCCUGUGGUAGGAAGUUUAAAACUUUUAAAAGACCUAAAUGAACUACAAGAAUUAAAAAUUUCUAACACCAACCUCAGUGAAGGUUUAGAAUGCUUACCAGAAACCGCCACAACUGACCCAUUAUUAGGAGGUAUACUAGCUGCGACUUCGCCAGUAAUAGAAGUAAAUAACUAUAAUGAAUUAUUAGGAAUACUAGCUCCCAUUGAAAUUAAGGAAUUGUUAGGGGGUGAAGUAAGUCAAGUAACAAAGGAGUUAAUUGAAAAAACUAAGGAGUUUUUAAAAAUAUAUGAUGAAGAUGAAAAUGAAGAAAUUAGCUUGGAAGAGUUAAUAAGCGAGCGAAACAAACUAACCCAAGACCUAAACAAAGAACGAAAACAAUUAACUGAUGAAGAAUUAGAAUUAUUAGACAAAGAGAUAAAUAAAUUAGAAAAAGAUUUAUCUGAGACUGAGAAAGAAAUAAACCAUAUCCAGGAAAAAUUAACUAGAACUAACUUUUUACUUCUCGAAAACCAAGUUAAAAGCCUCAAAAAUAUAAACCUGAUUAACAAGAUUAGUCAAGAAGAAGAAUUUAUUGACUCUAAGGAAGAAGUAAAAGAUGAUAUUCAACCAGAGGAUGAAGAUGAAAUUAAAGAAGAAUUUCAACAAUUUGAAGAACACCAGACAAUCGAUUUAGAUAAAUACUUGGAAGAAAAAGAUAAUGAGCAAGAGGAAACAAUUCAAGAAGCCCAAAUCGAACAACCCCCUAAAUAA
This is a messenger RNA of Ambispora gerdemannii, 1026 nucleotides long. NCBI's taxonomy places the organism in Eukaryota, Fungi, Glomeromycota, Glomeromycetes, Archaeosporales, Ambisporaceae. The record is from the annotation of a GenBank genome assembly.